AUGGAUACUGGAAAAGAAGACUAUCAGAUAGCUGAUCAUAUAUGGGCCGAAAUCGGAGAAGAAACUACUGCUGCAAUCGCAAACAUUCCUGCUGCAUUUGUCCGAGUCCUUGGUAAUAUCACAGAUGAUCAUUCAAACUUCACAGCCGAAUCAUGGUCAUUCUGGAUUAUUUACCUUGCCCCAACACUCCUGCGUGGUCGCUUUCCAAAUGCAAAAUACCACAAGCACCUUUGCGAGUUGGUGUGGAUCAUGAAAAAAACACUACAGUUCACCAUCAGGCACGCAGAUAUUGAUGAAUUGGAACAGCAAAUUGCCAACUGGGUGGCCAAGUAUGAAAAGUACUACUAUCAGUAUGAUGAGUCAAGAUUACCAGCCUGCACCCUUCCACCUUGGGGAAACCUCAACAAAGAAGUUAUAUAUACAGCAUACCUUCAACAAGUGGUCCUUUGGUAUGACGUCCAAGAGGAAGUGUCUCUAAGCAUCCAACAAGAUUGGUCCCAGCUCACAACAUACGAGACUGUCUUUGAAGACUUCCUACCAAAUAACGACUAUGUUCUUCAGCCCCCUCAAGUGAUGACAUAUGAACCUGACCACAAUGAGCAGGUUAAAGUUGCAUUAUAUAUCAAGCAACUCAUUGGUGGAAGGCAAACAGUAAUCCUUGCACAUCUCCCAACUCUGAUGCCGCUCUGGAAAAAAGUUCGCAUCAAAAACGGCAGAGAUAGUAUUUCAACACACAGUGCUACCAGGACAUCCACAAAGCGAAGGAACUCAUCCUAUGUUCGAUACGAACUUGAAUAUGAAAACCACAUAAAUGGGGCUCUUCGAGUGGUUCAGCUGGUGCAGUAUGGUCGUCUCGAGAAGAUACUGGUUUGCUUGUUAUCAAAUAACACUCAGUGGCUAGGGCUCACUGGCAAGACUCUUCUGCUCGCCCUCAUUCGGCCAUGCCAGACUGGAGGUAGAGAUGCUACCAAGGAGGAAACAUGUUAUUCCAGAAACCUUGCUAGCAUCAUCACAGACCUGCAAAACGUCAAAGGAGUUGUAGGAAGGGUUGAAAGUCGUGGGGAAUGGGCUAUCAUUGACCAAAGAAGCAAUUUCGCAAAACCGGCCUUCAAUGGUGCUGGGUAUAAUACAGAUGAAAGUGAGGUGGAGUAG
This is a messenger RNA of Suillus paluster, 1152 nucleotides long. RefSeq lists its product as uncharacterized. The transcript has 5 exons. The record is from RefSeq and is a predicted model, not a curated record. The coding region runs from base 1 to 1152 and encodes 383 amino acids. Lineage: Eukaryota; Fungi; Basidiomycota; Agaricomycetes; Boletales; Suillaceae.